Molecule: messenger RNA, 6282 nt
Organism: Zasmidium cellare ATCC 36951
Lineage: Eukaryota; Fungi; Ascomycota; Dothideomycetes; Mycosphaerellales; Mycosphaerellaceae
Exons: 1
Coding region: 1-6282 (2093 amino acids)
Biological process (GO): mRNA export from nucleus; protein import into nucleus
Cellular component (GO): nuclear pore
Molecular function (GO): structural constituent of nuclear pore
Source: RefSeq, a predicted model, not a curated record
AUGCGGACACGCGCACAGGCGGCCGACCCGUCAACAAUCGACGUCGCCUACCUUGCGUCCACCUACGAUGUGUCCGACACCGACCUGCGCGCCCUCCUCGAGGCGCCAACCGUUGAAUUGGCAGCCGAUUUGCUGCAAUCGUUGACGACCAAGGGACAAGAAUUUGACGCUUUGAAGGCGGAGAAGCUGAGAAUUGAGGUUGAACUGGAGAACACCGUUAGGACUUCAGACACCAAAGUGAAGGCUCAGAAGGCCGCUGUCACCCGACAUCAGAAAGAGGUGGAGCAGCUGAGGACUAAACUGAAUGAGUCGGAGGCUGCUCGUGAGAGUCUGGCGAGUGAGCUGGAGCAGCUGCGUUCAUCAAGCUCUGUGUCAUCUGCAGACACUCAGGAGCUUCGCCAACGCAUUGAAACCCUCCAAGCAUCUAAUCGCGAUGCGUUGGCUCUUGUGGAGAGCAAACAGAGCGAGAAGGAUCGAGUCGCCAACGAGCUGUCCGAGCAGCACUCGAAACUUCUGGCUCUACGCCGUGAGGUUGGUCAGCUCGAGGAGCGCAAUCAAGCACUGGAAAAUGCCGCCUCCUCGCAGAAAUUCAAGGAGCAGUCACUACAACAGGAGAUCGACCUCCUCAAACGCAACAACGAAUGGCACUCGAACGAGCUUCAGACCCGCAGCAAGGAGCAUGCCAAGUUCCGCAAGGAACGAAAUGCACGCAUUUCCAACCUUGAACGCGAACUUGAAGAAAGCAAUGCAAACGUGCAGACGCUCAAGCGCACCGAGACAACAUUGAGGCAGCGUUUGGAGGAGCUGCAGGCCAAGGCAGACGAGGCCUUCGCUCGUGUAGCAGGUCUACAGGAAGAGGCUGCAAGAAAGGAGCAAGACUUCAGAACUGAGCUUGCAAGCAGCAAGCGAUUAGCAGAAUUGCAAGGCCAGAAUGCUGCAACCCACAAGAUGCGUCUCCAAGAAGUUCAGACAGAGCUUGAUGACAUCCGAGACGAGUCACACGCAGAGAUCGGUCGACUCCAAACCGACGUCGAGACUGAACGUUUGGAUAAGGAGGACGCCGAGAAGAAGCUGGCUGAGCUUGAACUCAAAGUACAGAGCCUGGAAGAGCGAUCUCGGCCCGCCACGCCUCGAGAGAAUGGCGGCGGUCCACAAACACCAGGCAGAGCUGGCUCACCAUCCGCCAUGCCUGGUUCGAUGCGCAAGGUCGUUGGUGGCUUGAGCUUCACGCAACUCUACUCUCAAUACAACCAAGCGGUCGAGGAUUUGGAGGGCGAGAGAAAUCGCAAUGCUAAGCUUUCCACGGCAAUCGACGGUCUCAUCACAGACCUUGAGAGCAAGAAGCCGCAUCUUGAAGAGCUUUAUGACCAAACAAAUCGAUUGGAGGAGCAGGUGCUCAACUACUCGCAACUUCUCGAGGAGGCCCACCGAGCUCGUGACGAAGCAGCUCAGAAGGCCGAUGAGUACUAUGGCCAAGCCCAAUCAGCAAGCGGCGAGUCCGAACUUCUACGUCAACAGCUUCGCGAUCUAUCCACUCAGAUUAGAAUGUUGCUCGUUGAGCAGCGGAGUCGCGAGGAGGGUAUUGGCGAGAUGUCUGCGGAUGAGCGUCUGGAGCUGGAGCGUGCUGCUCGCGGAGAGUUGGAAGAUGGCGCUCUCGAUGGUAUGACUGAGACUGGACGCCUCAUCUCAGAGCGUCUAGUCAUCUUCCGCGGAGUGAGUGAGCUACAAGAGAAGAAUGCCGACUUGCUACGGUCUUGUCGCGUGGCGUGGGACCAGAUUGAGAAUGAAGAGGCGCGGGCGAAGUCGAAGAAGGCUGCAACGGACGCACAAGAAGUGGAAGAUUUGCGGCAUCAACUUGAGCGUUACAAAGACGAGUUGCAGGCCACUGCCACGCAGAUUGACAGCUACAUGAAAGAGCGUGAUAUGUUCCGUCGCAUGCUCAACCACCGCGGACAACUGCCGGCCGAUGCAGACUUGCAGUCGAUGUUUGAACAGAGUGUGGCACCUGCCACACCAAUGCGUAACAGCGUCGGCCCGCCAGCGACUCCAAGGAGCAAAGACGUGGAAGACUUGAACAAGCUGCUCAAGGAGCAGCAGACGUUCUUCGACCAGUACCGCAACGAGUCAAGCGAGGAUCGCCGCAUGCUGAGAGAGCAAGUGGAUGCUCUUGCGCGUGAAAAGAGCACUCUACAGGGCGACCUUGCUCGAGUGCAAUCGCAACUCACUCUCGCUACAGAACGCUUCGAAAUGCUCCAGUCCAAUUACAGUGCACUGCGCAACGAGAACGGCGAGCUUCAGAAGCGCUCGCAACACAUGGCCGAGCAGGCUGCAAAGCAAGACCUCCGUACUCAACAAGUUGCCGAGGAGUUGGUCGAGGCUCGAUCGAUGGCCGAGUCUCUGCGCAACGAGAAUGCAAAUACGAAGGCUGAGAAAGACUUGUGGAAGAGAAUCGAAGCGCGCUUGACCGAGGACAACAAGAACCUCAUGGAAGAGCGCUCUCGACUGAACAAGCUUGUCACCGACCUGCAGAAUCUUCAGAACGAGCGCGAGCUUUCAGAGUCGGAGAAUCGUCGUCGUCUGCAAGGACGUGCGGAGCAGCUUGAGUCUGAGCUGGCCGACGCCAAGAAGAAGCUGGAGGCAGAAGUCGAUGAGAGUAGGAAGGCAUCACUUCGUCGAGAGUACGAGGAGGGUCAGAGUCGCACUCGAAUCGAUGAUCUGGUGAAGAGUCUCAGCACCGUGCGAGAAGAGCUUGUCGCUGCCAAGACUGCCCGAGACGGUCUCCAGUCGAGAGUAGAUGAGAUGAGGAUCGAGUUGCGCUCUGCCGAAGAGAAGGUGGUGGCUCUACAGCCUCGUCCUACACCUCGUACAGUACCAACUCAGAUUAGCGAGCAACAGUCCAACGGCGACAAUCAGGAGCUCCCGGCUGAGCAGCGUCUUGCUCUUGAGAUCUCCGAACUUCGUCGGGACCUGGAACUGUCCAAGACGGAGCUCGAGAACAGCAAGCAGCAGAUCGAGCAAUACCGGUCCAUCGCUCAGGCCACCGAAGAAGAGCUGGCCAACUUCAACCAGACGGCGGAUCAGUACAAGGAGGACACUGAUCGUGUGAUUGCUGAGAAGGACGAGAAGAUCAAGCAGCUCGAGCAGCGCAUUGAAGACCUAACUUUUGAGCUCACGACGUCUAACAGCGAGCUCUCCGAGCUUCGUACGAAGGCAGACGACAACAACCGCGUGCUUGCCGAACAGAAAGCUUCCUUCGAGUCUGAAUUGACUCGCCUUCGUGACGAUGUUGACCGCCACGCCGAGGAGAAGAAAUUGUUCCAAGAAGAUAUCAAGGCGCAGGCAGAGAUUGCCCAACAGGCACAGCAGAGCUACGAGGCAGAGCUUGUCAAGCACGCCGAAGCAGCCAAGUCAUUGCAGACCGUCCGCAAGGAGUACAAUGACCUUCGCACUGAAGUUGCCGGACUCAAAGCCGAAGCAGAUGCAGCGAAGGCAAGCUUGGAGCGCGGUGAAGAGAGCUGGUCCGAGCAGCGUGAUCGCUUCGAACGUGAACUGGAAGAAGCCAAGCGCAAGCGCCAAGACGUGGACGAGCAGAACAGGAUCCUGCACCAGAACUUGGAGACCUUUUCCAGCGAACUCGCCGCCCUACGUCAAGGCCGUGCUGAAGGUGAGGCACGCGAAGGCAGUCCUUCGGUAUCGGGCGACGGCAACUUCCAAGAAGUGAUUAGAUUCCUUCGUCGCGAGAAAGAGAUUGUGGACGUGCAGUACGAGUUGUCGAUCCAAGAAGCCAAGCGUCUACAGCAACAACUCGACUAUGCGAACAGCCAGCUUGAGGAGACGCGACAGAAGUUGGCGGAUGAGAGACGUAAAUCGUCCGAUCAAGCAGCCACUGAAGGCAGCACCAACAAACUCAUGCAAACCAUCAACGAACUCAAUCUCUUCCGGGAGUCAGCGACGACUCUCCGUAACGAGGCAAGACAAGCGCGCGAGAAGUUGGAGGAGAAGACCAAGGAGAUCGACCGCCUGGCCAGCGAGCUGGAACCACUGAAGGGCCGCAUUGGCGAACUUGAGGGUGAACUGGAGAGCAAGCAACGCGAAAUGAAGCUGCUCCAAGAUGACCGAGACCAUUGGCGCGAGCGAACGCAAAACAUCAUCAGCAAGUACGAUCGCGUCGACCCGACCGAGCUCGAGGACAUGAAGAAGCAGCUCGAGGAGCUCAAGGCCGAGAAAGAGCGACUUGAGUCUGAGCAGGCGCCGUUGCGCGAACAGAUCGAUGGCUUUGAUGAUCGCCUCGAGCAACAGAAGAACGAACUCAAUCAGACUAUGAAGGAUCGGUUGGACAGAUUCCGUGAGCAGGCCAAAGAGCAAGAUCGCAAGCGGACUGCUCAGAUCAAGGACGGCAAUGAAAAGAUAGAGGCUUUAAAUGCGGAACUCGAGAAAGCCAAAGCCGACCUCGACACAGCGAACGCCGAACUUCAACAGACCAAGACUGCGCUUGAAGAAGAACGUGCCCGAAAGUCCAACGCAGACGACGCCGAGGAAGGUCAGGUCCAGGAAGAUGGCACCGCAGUCGGUGGUGAGGAGCAUGCGGCACUCAACGCUAGGAUUGCUGAAGCCGAGCAGCAGGCGGGCGAGCAUUCUAGCAGGGCGCAAGUACUCGAUGCUGAGGUGCAGACUCUGCGAGCUCGUGUGCAGGAGCUGGAGGGUCAAGUCGCCGGUCUUCAGCAACAGCUUCAGGCUGCGCAGGCCCAAGCCAAUCCCGCUGGCGAGCAGAUGGUGACGUCUGUCGAGAAUACCGAGACGUUGGAAAAGUUGAAGCAAGAUCUCGCCACAGCACAGCAAGAAGUUGAGACUCUCCGCGCUACGACCUCGACAGCAUCCGCGCCACCAGCUCCUAAUGCUGAGCCAGCUCCUGGCGAGAGAUCAGUCGCAGAGCAAGUGAAAGACGAGGUUGCUAAGCUUCAAGCCGAGAUCGAGCAACAGCAUGAACUUGCCAAGAAGCAGCUGGAGGAAGAGCACGCUGCCAAGGAGAAGAAAUUGAAGUCUAAUCUUGCCCGUCAAUUGAGUGACGAGCGCGUCAAGAUACGGGCAGAGGCAGAAAAGGAGCUACUCGAGCAGCACGCUGCGGAAAUACAGCGCAUCAAAGACGAGCACAACGCCGCCUUGGAGCAGUUGAAGGAAGCGCACAAGGCGGAGCUGGAAAAGCUUUCCAAGGAAGGCGGAGCGGCAGCUGAUCAAACAAAGGUUGUCGACACAGUGAAGACGGAGGCUCCCACCGGCGAACUGGAUGUCGCGACCUUGGAACUGACAGAUGCUCAGGCCCGUGAAUUGGUCAAGAGCAAUGCUGCGGUGAUGAGCCUUCUCCAAACCAACCUCCGUGCUCAGGUGGAUAAGCAGACGGAGAAGCUAAGGCUGACCAUUGCUGCGAAGGACGAGGAGAUCGCCAAACUCAAGGAGCAACUUCAAAAGGGUCCCUCGGGUGAAGCUGGGGAAACGCCAAACAAUUUAGUGACCCGUGAGGAACUUGAGAAACAGCUUGCGGCAGCGCAAGAAGCCAAGGAGAAGGCCGUCCGCCAAGCUCACGCGCAAGCUGAGAUGAAGGACAAACUCCAAAAGAAUCAGCUGGUGAAUCUGCAGGCCAAGAUCGCCAUCGUGAAGAAGGCUGCAGAGGAGACGCCGACGAAACCGAUCAAAGAGGUCCACGAGGAGGUCAUGAAGUGGAAGCCAGCACCAAAGGCAGCCGCCCCAGCUGCAGGUACACCUUCUCCAGCCUCUGCAGUGCCGUCUUCGGCACAAAAGCCUGGCUCUGCGGUACCACCAGGCACUCCCGCCACACCUUCUGCGCAGCCAUCUCAACCAGUCGCAGCAUCGCCAAACCCUGAAGCUCCGGUUUUCGCUCCCGCAAGCAGCGCAGCUCCCAACACUGCGGCGCCACCGCCUGCUGGACCAAACGCAGGCACAGGCCCGGCCACAUUGCGUGGCAAUUCGCAGUCCGGCCCAUCGGGCAUUCCACAACCAGGCGCGGCCGGUGCUAGCAAGCUCCCACGAGCACCAGGAAACCGUAGUACCAGCAGCAGCGGUGGUCCAGGCAUGUCGAUCCAAGGAGCAGCGUCGAGCCGCGGUGGAGCUACGUCAGGCAUCGGCCGUGGUGGCAGCUUCAGAGGACGUGGUGGUCUGCGAGGCGGCACGACUGCUAACGCCGGUCAGAAGCGCACGCAUGACGGUAAUGGCGAGAAUGGUGAUGUGAAGAGGACGAGAGGCGGUGGACCCGGUGGCGCUUCAUAG